This is a messenger RNA of Scaptodrosophila lebanonensis, 1596 nucleotides long. RefSeq names its product prolyl 4-hydroxylase subunit alpha-1-like. Gene Ontology annotation, cellular component: endoplasmic reticulum. Gene Ontology annotation, biological process: peptidyl-proline hydroxylation to 4-hydroxy-L-proline. The transcript has 8 exons. Lineage: Eukaryota; Metazoa; Arthropoda; Insecta; Diptera; Drosophilidae. Gene Ontology annotation, molecular function: procollagen-proline 4-dioxygenase activity; L-ascorbic acid binding; protein binding. Bases 1 to 1527 code for a protein of 508 amino acids. The record is from RefSeq and is a predicted model, not a curated record.
AUGUCAGCAAAAUCCCAUUCUUUCUUCAAUCCAUCACGUGAACUCUAUUACUCAGAUGUAUUGCCCGCACUUUCAAUAGCCUUUUUAAAUGAUCCAGAUAAUCCAAAAAUUUACACAACUUCAGUGACGGGUCUAAGCGAGUUAAAGGAGCUGGAAGACCUAUACAUCGACGAGUUGAACGAGUAUACGGAUUUAUUGCAACAGAAGGUGCAUUCCUUGAAGCUAUAUCUUGAAAAACUGAAGCUGGAGAAAUUGGAAAAUUAUGAACAGCGUGUGCAAUAUGUAUCAAACCCCUUGAAAGCCUUUGGUCUACUUAGACGAACGCAUCAGGAUUGGCCCAAGUGGCACAACUACACCAAGUCUGACAUAGGCGCAGCAAAAUUGAUUGCAAUGGAACAGCUUCUGGCUAAAGCCCCUGGUAACGAUGACAUGAUGGAGGCUUACAAGGGAAUGCAUCGCAUCGAAGAGGUGUACGAUCUAGAAGCGGCAGAUAUGGCUAAGGGAUUGUUAUUGGGAAAGCAAUAUGACGCUAAGAUGUCCACAGCCGAGUGCUUAGCCCUCGGCGACUAUAUGUUCAAUCAGAGUGAGUUCGCGAGGGCAGCCAAGUGGUAUCGCCUCGGUCUAUAUUACAACACCGAGUAUUCGAAUGAUGUAUUCAAGCAGAUAUAUGGAUUUGAAAGUGAUGAAAUACGGAAGAUGUUUCUUAUCGCUCGAAUUAAAGGAGCUAGUGUGGAUGAUGUGCCGAUUUAUUUAAGAGAACUUUCCCAUGGGCCGCACACUCCACUUUGGAAAUCAGAGAAAGGAAUACCCACAGCAUAUCAAGAGGGUUGUUGGGGUCGACUUCCUAGGCGGAGAGACCUAACCUGUCGCUACAACUCCACAACAUCCCCUUUCUUACGGCUGGCACCACUGAAGAUGGAGAUGAUUAGCUUGGACCCCUACAUUGUGAUCUACCGUGACGUGCUUUCUGAGCACGAAAUUCGUUUGGCAACCGAUAAGUCUAAUUAUGGAGUCAUGUUUGACACCUGGACCUAUGACGCUGACCCCAGAAUUAAACUAGAACGUAUUAGUAAAGGCGGAAUGCUUUACACAAAGGAGUUAUCCGUAGUUAACAAACGGAUUGAGGACAUGACUGGCCUAAAUGUAUCUCUCACAGACGAGCUGCAAAUGGCCAACUAUGGCCUGGGGGGUCAUUUCUUACCUCAUUACGAUUUUGUGAAUUUGACGCGGCGUACAACAUUGACGCGCAUUUUUGAAACAAUUGGAGGCGAUCGCCAAGUAACGGUUCUCUUUUACACUAGCGACGUUGAACUCGGCGGUGCGACUCUGUUUCCGAAGCUUAAUAUUACUGUACGGCCGGAAAAGGGAUCUGCAUUGAUUUGGAAUAACUUGGACCACACGGGGCAACCGGAUGUAUUGACAGAGCAUGGGAUUUGUCCAGUGAUUGUGGGUUCCAGAUGGACACUAACCCAGACCCUGGCCGAAUGGGAUCAAAUGUUCAAGAAACCCUGCAAUACAAAAAUAUAGGAAGUCUGGAAUUGGCUGCACUAUCACUAUAAUAUAAAUACAAAUCGUUUUUGUUUCUAAAUCAGCAAA